CCGAUUUGGAAGAAACGUCAUCCGGAUUAUUUAUCCGGAUGUUUCGACCAUAGAAGGUUUCUUGCAACUCGGACAAGACGGCACCUUUGUCCUCAGUAACAAGCGAGCACGGAUGAACUCAGGCGUGUCGUCCCAGAAUCCUUCCGGUGUCCACCACGCCGCCGCCAGCGGUAACCACUUUGCGGCCCCUUUGACGGCCGCCGACUAUUCCUUGGAAUCGCACAGCCCACAUAACGAACGCAUGACAGCUGCUGCCUCGUACCAAACGAUCUCAACAACAGCAGUUCCUCCUACUGCCUCCGCCGCGCCACCGCUCCAAGUAUCUGCGUUUACCCCGAUGUACGCGUCGAAUGAGACAAUGCCGCGGACAGGAAGUGGAUUUGGCUCUUUGCUUGUCGCGAAGCCUUCCAAACCCGUAGGCGCGUCGUCUGCGCGCAGUUGGAUCACCGUUCCAUGCCAGAACCCAUCCGCGGCGCCCUGCCACCGCUCUCUGCAUGUCUGUGCUAUACACAAGGACUCCAUGUAUGUGUUUGGAGGCUACGAUGGGUCGAACCGCGUCAACGACUUCUUCGAGUACAACUUCAAGCGAAAGGUGUGGUCGCAGGUGAUGGCGCUCGGAACGCCGCCGACCCCGCGGGAUCGCCACGUCGCUGCCGUGCACAAAGACAGGUUCUACGUGUUUGCCGGAUUCGAUGGCAGUUCCCGCGUGAACGACUUUAUCGAAUUCAAUUUCGUGACCCAGCAAUGGUCGCCCGUGGUCGUGAUGUCGGGAAUGCUGCCGUCGCCGCGUCAUAGCCACUCGGCUGUCGUCUACGACAAGUCGUUCUUCGUGUUUGGCGGAUACGAUGGAAGCUACCGCAAUGACUUUUACGAGUUCCAAUUCGAUAAUGCUUCGUGGUCUGCUGUGGCGUCCACUGGACGAUCGCCGCGCCCAAGAUACCGCGCUUCCCUCGUCACCCACAAGACGACAUGCCUCGUGUUUGGCGGCCACGAUGGAUCGCGCCACCUGAACGAUGUGAAUGUGUUCCACUUUGUGCUCAAGACGUGGACGUUGCUGGUGGUCGAAGGGCCGGCGCCGAUUCCGCGGGACAGCCACGUCGCAGUCACCCACGGCUGCUCCAUGUAUAUCUUUGGCGGGAGCACGGGCAGUGCCAUGAACGACUUCCACGAACUCAACCUGGAAUCGAACGUGUGGCAACCCAUCGCGUUCAACGGCCCUGCGCCGGGCCAGCGCUUCUGCCACGUUGGAUGUGUGUACGACGACAGUUUGAUUGUAUUUGGAGGCUACGACGGGUCGAAUCGCUUGAACGACUUCAAGGAAUUCCGCUUUGGCGAAGAAAUUGAACUUGAUAUUCCCCCGCCGUGCCUUGUCAACGACCUUCGCGACUUGGUGAAUGCGAACGUCAUGAGCGACAUUACUUUUAUUGUUGAAGGAGUGCCGAUAUAUGCCCACAAGAUCUUGUGCUUGCGCUGCAGUUACUUCAAAGCCAUGUUGACGAGCGAGAUGUUGGAAAGCCGAGCUCGGGAGGUGGUGAUUUCGGACGUGCGUCGAUCGAUCUUCCUUGCGUUCCUCGAGUAUUUGUACACGGACCACGUGAACGUUGACGUGGAAACGGCGAUGGAGCUGUUUGUCACGGCUGAUCGAUAUGGCGUGGAUCGACUGAAGAAGAUUUGCGAGAGCAAAAUGCUCAGUUCUUUGUGCAUUGAGAACGCCGCGUCCAUCUUGCAUGCCGCGGACCUUCAUUCGGCCACGAUCCUUCGGGAACGAUGCAUCGCCUUCAUGCUCAACAACUUUGAUGCGGUGACGAAGACAAAUGCAUUCGAAGAGAUGGGCCGCAUCAACGUCGACCUGGUCUUUGAGCUACUCAAGCGGCGGUGAAGGAGCUUCAUCUGCGGGCCAAGAAACAGGCCUGGAAUCGACUUUAUCACUAUAUAUAAUGCAAAUACUACUGUAGUACACAACGGAUUUGAGCUUGUGGAAACCCCGAAACACAGCGUGGAAUUGCGCGCG
This is a messenger RNA of Aphanomyces astaci, 2011 nucleotides long. RefSeq lists its product as hypothetical. Lineage: Eukaryota; Oomycota; Saprolegniomycetes; Saprolegniales; Verrucalvaceae. Gene Ontology annotation, cellular component: Golgi apparatus. Gene Ontology annotation, molecular function: protein binding. The transcript is spliced from 9 exons. The record is from RefSeq and is a predicted model, not a curated record. Bases 113 to 1879 code for a protein of 588 amino acids.